GAGCAACAACUUGGAGGCUGUGGUGUCCAGGUCCUAUCAAGUUCGCCUUUUCCUUGAGGAAAGUACACAUUGGCCGCCGGAACUUGAUUGAAAUCCGUCCAGAAAAGAAGACGACAAAAACCAUGUCCACCACCUCCAACAUCUCCUGGGUCACGUCACUCGAUCCCAACCGCACCGCGUGGGCCAACCACAGCGAGAGGGGCAACGCCUCCGAAGUGCUCGGGCCUUGCUCGAACGCUUCUCUUUAUUUCACGGCCACCUGGGACAUUUUCACCUCGGCCACGCCCGUACUCAUCCUGACCGCCUUUGCCCUGGGCCUCGUGCUCAACCUGGCCGUCCUGCUGGUCUACGCGCUGCACCGCGGCGCCCAGACAGUGGCCGACGUCUACGUGACGAACCUCACGGUGGCCGAGCUGCUGCUCGUCGUGAACCUGCCCUUCUGGGCCACCGCCGUGAAGCGGGGCCUCAGCUGGCCCUUCGGCGACUUCAUGUGCCGCGCCACCAACGCGGUGCUGUACGUGAACAAGUACGCCAGCGUCUUCUUCUUGACGGCCGUCAGCCUGGACCAGCACCAGGUCAUCUGCAAGACCAUGCAGUCCCACGCGAAGCGCCGCGUGUCGCGUGUACGCCUCAGGUGCGUCGCCUUGUGGCUCUGCUCCCUGCUGCUCAGCCUCCCCGUGGUCAUCUUCCGCAACGUGCGGCCCUUACCCGAGAACGGCCUCCCCGCGGUGUGCCUCCUCGACUACCCGAGCCCCACCUGGAACGUCGUCAACAGGAUCCUCUUGGACGUCCUGGGCUUCGUGCUUCCCUUCGCCACGAUCGGCGUGUGCGGCUUCCGAAUUCGGAGGAGCCUCCUGCGCUCUCGGGUGUCGACGCGGUCCGGCGGGGAGCUGGUCGCGUCGGGGGCACGCGACCAGGAGAGGAGCCGCGCCAUCGCGGCCAUCUCCAUCGUGGUCGUGGGCUUCUUCGUCUGCUGGUUCCCCUUCCACUUCAACAGCUGCUGCGGUUGGCUCCUCAAGACCGACGUGCUGGCCGACAAAUGUUGGUGGAAGUUGCUGUGGAACCUGUGCAGCCAGAUAAGCACCUACUUCGGAUUCCUCAACAGCUGCAUCAACCCUGCGCUGUACUUCACGGCGAGCAGGGCCUUCCAGCGCAAGGCGCUCCAGGUGCUUCGCUGCAGGCGAGACCAAGCGUCCACUUCCUCGAGCAUCGCCUCGAAGUCCAGGAGCAGGGCUGAGCACGCGAGUGUGGGCCACACGUCCUCGCAAGCGUCCUCCUCCAUGUGA
This is a messenger RNA of Lethenteron reissneri (Far Eastern brook lamprey), 1286 nucleotides long. Its product is annotated as B1 bradykinin receptor-like. Gene Ontology annotation, molecular function: C-C chemokine binding; bradykinin receptor activity; C-C chemokine receptor activity. The record is from RefSeq and is a predicted model, not a curated record. NCBI's taxonomy places the organism in Eukaryota, Metazoa, Chordata, Hyperoartia, Petromyzontiformes, Petromyzontidae. Gene Ontology annotation, cellular component: membrane; external side of plasma membrane. Gene Ontology annotation, biological process: calcium-mediated signaling; G protein-coupled receptor signaling pathway; positive regulation of cytosolic calcium ion concentration.